AAGAUUGAAGACAAAAACAAAAUAAGCACAUAAAGCAAAGACAAUGUCUCUUGGAAAAAGAUGAAGCAAGGAAUAUAACAAAUCCAUGUUAAAGCAAUUAAUACAAUAAUACUUUACUUUGGAGUGUCAAACUUGUUCUAAUACAUCAUCAUUGCUAUAUAAAUAUUACAAAUCAGAACGUCCUUCAUCUCACACAACACAACAUUAUUUCAAUCAAUACUACCCCUCUUGAGUUCCUUCCAUAUUAACCCUUCUUUCUCAUCAUACCUUCUAAGUGAAAAUGGCCGAAGGAGUUUUAUUCGACCUUGCUGCAAGUCUUAUUGAGAUGCUGGGUUCUGCAGCAUUCGAAGAGGCGAGACUGCUUUGUGGUGUAAAGGACGAGUUUCAGAAACUUGUUGGGACGAUUGAAGUAAUCAAAGGUGUACUUCUUGAUGCAGAAGAGAAGAUGGCUGUUGAUAAUCAAGUCAAAGCUUGGCUCAAACAGCUUGGAGAUGUUUUCAUUUUUGCUGAUGACUUGGUGGACAAGUUUCACACCGAACCUCUACAGCGUAGACUCAUGUCUGGUAAUAAGUUUACCAGACAGGUACGUCUUUUUUUCUCCAGCUCUAAUCAGCUAGUUUUUCGUUUUAAGGUGGGUCAUAAGAUUAAAGAUAUAAGAGAAAAACUAUAUGAUAUAAGAGCCAUUAGCAACAACUUUCAGUUAACUAUUCGUCCAAUAGAAACGAUAGUUGUUAGGGGAAGUAGUAUGAGGGAGACCUACUCAUAUGUGAGGGAAGAGGAAGUUAUUGGAAGAGAGGAUGAAAAGAGGGAGAUUAUUCAAAAAUUGGUGGAAAUGGAUUUUGGGGAGGAUGUGUCAUUCAUUCCAAUUGUAGGUAUUGGAGGAUUAGGAAAAACCACACUAGCUCAAUAUGUUUUUAAUGAUGAAAGAGUCCAAAAACAUUUUGAAUCAAAAAUGUGGGUGUGUGUUUCUGAUGUUUUUGAUGUGAAAUUACUUGUGGGGAAAAUUGUAAAUUCUAAUGCUUCUAACAGUUUAGAAAAUUUACAAAAUGAACUUAGAAGUAAGCUAAGUGGAAAGAAAUACCUGCUAGUGUUGGAUGAUGUUUGGAAUGAGAAUGGUGAAGAAUGGCAUAAGUUAGAGAUGUUGUUGAAGUGUGGGGGAAAGGGUAGUAGAGUCUUAGUAACCACUCGUAGUGAAAUGGUCGCUAGGAUAACUCAGAGUACAGUUGGGCCAAUUAAAGUAAAGGGUUUGAGCGAAGAUAUGUCUUGGUCCUUAUUCAAAAGAAUGACGUUUAAGAAAGGUCAAGAGCCAGUCGAAGGCUCAAAAGAAAUGGAGCUAGGAAUGGAAGUUGUCAAAAAAUGUAAGGGAGUUCCUUUGGCCAUAAGAACAAUAGGAAGGUUAUUGCAGCAAAGGUUAUGGCAGUCUGGAGACUCACAAAAGGAGUUGUCAAAGUUUUUGAAUAGUGAGUUUGCAAAAAUAGAUCAAAAUGAAAAUGAUAUCUUGCCCACCCUCAAAUUAAGUUAUAAUCAUCUCCCAUCACAUUUGAAGCAUUGUUUUGCUUACUGUAGAUUGUUCCCAAAAGAUCAUAUAAUUGAUGUGAGGGAGUUGAUACAACUAUGGAUGGCACAAGGAUUUAUAAAACACUCUGAUGAUAAAAGCCAAUGUCUAGAAGAAAUUGGUUACGAGUAUUUUAUAAAUCUACUUUGGAGAUCUUUUUUCCAAGAGCCAAAGACUGAUGAAUUUGGUGAUAUAAGGACAUGUAAAAUACAUGACCUUAUGCAUGAUCUUGCAAUUAAGGUGGCAGGAUCAAAUAGUGUCAUAAUCGAUCGAAAUUCUGACAUUUUUGAUGAAAAAUGUCUCCAUGUGUCAUUAGUAUAUUUUGAUCUUGAAACCAACUACUCACUGGAGAUUUUCGAAUUCUUUUCUCAACAAAAAAGACUUCGAACUUUACUUUUACAUAGUUGUAAAGGGUUGAGCUUCUCAAAACUAGAGGAUUUUCUGUCCAACUUUAAGUGUCUACGAGCUUUGAGUGUACCUUCCAUGAAAAUUGAGGUGUUGCCAAGGAAUUUGUGUGAAUUGGAACAUUUGAGAUAUCUAAAUCUUUCUGGUAAUUCUGAGUUAAAAGUGCUUCCUAGCUCUUUUAUAAGAUUACAGAAUUUGCAAACUCUGAAUCUUAAGAAUUGUAAUAGGCUUGUUAGAUUACCUCAUAACAUGAAUAAAUUAGUCAACUUAAGGCAUCUUAUGAUUGGUGGAUGUAAUAUAUUGAGAGAGAUGCCCCCUGAAUUUGGGUAUAUGAGUUCCCUUCACACAUUAGAUAGAUUUGUUGCAUCUGAGUCCAGUGGGGUUCAUGAAUUGAGCAACCUCAUUAACAACCUAAAUGGAAGUUUAACAAUUGAAGGACUCUGGCGCACGACAAACUACUCUGCAUCAAAAACAACUUCAAAGCGAGUCAUUUGUGAAGGCAAGCAUAAUCUUCAUUCCUUAACUUUACAGUGCAAUAUACUGGAAGAUAAUGAAAUGGCAAUUGAACGUUUGCAGCCACCUUCCAACCUAAAAGUGUUGCAUAUGUCGCAUUUCGACGGUGUGAGAUUGGGAGGUUGGGAUUCUUCAUUAAAUAACCUUGUUAAAUUGGAGUUAAACUUGUGUGGCCAGUGCCAAUAUCUCCCAAAACUAGAUCAAUUACGUUAUCUCGAGGAACUAAAAAUUAAGUGGGUUAAAGCAGAGUACAUGUGCUCCUCUGGCGAAGAUGAUGAUUUUGACGCCAACUUGUUCUUUCCAUCCCUGGUGACUCUUCAAAUUGAAUAUUGUUUUAAUCUCAAGUGGUGGUGGUGGAAAAAGGAAGUGGAUGGGAAUAAGAUUAGAUCAUUUCCUCGUCUUUCCAAUCUAUCAAUAUACCACUGCUCUCACCUCACUUCAAUGCCAUUGUUUCCAACUAUUGAAAAGGUUGAACUGCAUACAAGUAGCUCAAUGGCGUUAGAAGAUACGUUUAAAAUGAUGAGGGGAAGGAAGGCACACAACACUCACCCAAACAUGUCAUUGCUAAGGUCUAUCGUUAUAGAAUACUGCCCCGAUUUGACAUCACUACUGGUGGAAGGGAUUGAUAACCUUCCUUCCCUUAGAUCUGUCUCUAUAAGACACUGCCGCAAUUUGACAUCAGUACUGGAAGGGAUUGAUAACCUUCCUUCCCUUGAGUCUAUCAGAAUAUAUAUAACUGCCCCAAUUUGACAUCACUACUGGAAGGGAUUGAUAACCUUCCUUCCCUUGAGUUUAUCCAUAUAGCAGACUGCCCCAAUUUGACAUCAAUUCCCGACAGCUUUAGGAGAGUGGGGAAUUCUACUAUUUGGGGCUGUCCAAAGCUUGAACAGAGAUAAUAUGUAAAUGAAGUUUCUCUAUUGCAACUCUGCGAUGGAGCAAAUUUGUGGUGAUAAACAAGAACAAGGCAGAAAGGGAGUGAUGUAAUUGAAUUGAUUAGUUAUUAUGUUUGAUGGAACAAGAUCAAAGAGGAGUCCAAACUCUGGGAAGGCUGCAUUGAAAUGUGAAGAAAAUAUGAGAUUGAUUGUCCAAUGAUCAACGAUGUUAUGAUUCAGACAAAGUUUCGAUUGGACACAAGAGAAAUGGUGGAGACAUUGGGCAGAAACAAUGCCAUUUGGCUGAAUUGCAGAAAGAUGAUCAGACCGAAAAAGAUGGAGACAUAAGCGGAGUUAGCUGUGAAAAAGAAGAGUCUCAUUCUUUCAUUUCAACACAUUCAAUUUGAAGAUGCUGUUGAUGAGAAGAUUGGAGCUGUCAAGAAUUUCAGGGGAAUGGUUGGAGAAUCAAUCAGACUGAGAAAACUCUGUUUUCGCAUUCAGUGAACGAAUCGUCAUGCAUAUUUGAAUCCACGUAGAACUCGAAUGUAGCUCAAAGGCAUUAGAAGAUAGGUUGAAAAUGAUGAGGUGAAGGAACAUUCAGAGGGUGUUGAGGCAGACAACACUCAGCCAAACAUUUCAUUGCUCGAGUCCAUCACGAUCAAUACCUCUAGCGAUUUGACAUCAAUUCCAAACAAGUGCAGAAAAUUGCAGUAUUUUCAUAUUGAGGGUUGUCCUAAGGUUGAAAUUGAAGUUUGUCCAUUAUACAUUUUGUGUAGGGAUCAACAUUGCAGUGUGAUGACAAAAGUUGAAGCAUGAAUCUCCAUGGAUUGGAUGGGUUAUAUAUUUAUAUCAGAAUCUGUUGUUUAAUAUCUUAUGACUCUCACAUACUGUACAACUUAGUUAGUAUCAAAACACUUCAUUCAAAAAACAGAUUUUUCUCACUCUCAAUAUCUUAUGUCACUUUCCAGGCUAUAACAAGUCUAAUAACAAACUGAGAAACUGAGUUCUUCAUU
Cannabis sativa is the source of this 4358-nucleotide messenger RNA. RefSeq names its product putative disease resistance protein RGA3. Bases 281 to 3223 code for a protein of 980 amino acids. Gene Ontology annotation, biological process: defense response to other organism. Lineage: Eukaryota; Viridiplantae; Streptophyta; Magnoliopsida; Rosales; Cannabaceae. The record is from RefSeq and is a predicted model, not a curated record. Gene Ontology annotation, molecular function: ADP binding. The transcript is spliced from 5 exons.